AUGAAGGACUGCGACAUCACGCAGGAUUUCAGUGAAUUGGCAAGGCUGAUCAUCGGCAAGGGGAGAGGUGGGAUGAGGGACCGUCGAUUAGGCGCUGAUUUGUUACGCUCCGUUUGCCCGGAGAAAAAGGCCAUAUCGGGUAGGCUGCGGGUUUUCGGCGAUGAGGUCUGCUUUUACGAGAGAGACUCUGGCAUUACUGGCGAGAACAAUGAAUACGCGAGGAGGUAUUUGCGGGGCGUAAUACUGGAUAGGUGGCAGCAGUGUCUACGCAGUUCUUUUUGUCAGGCAAAGGAAUUAACUACGCUGGUAUAG
Molecule: messenger RNA, 312 nt
Organism: Eimeria acervulina
Lineage: Eukaryota; Apicomplexa; Conoidasida; Eucoccidiorida; Eimeriidae
Exons: 5
Coding region: 1-312 (103 amino acids)
Source: RefSeq, a predicted model, not a curated record